Molecule: messenger RNA, 1656 nt
Organism: Cyclopterus lumpus (lumpfish)
Lineage: Eukaryota; Metazoa; Chordata; Actinopteri; Perciformes; Cyclopteridae
Product: noelin
Exons: 6
Coding region: 199-1656 (485 amino acids)
Biological process (GO): signal transduction
Source: RefSeq, a predicted model, not a curated record
GUCCAAAAAAAGACCCGCCGAGCCGGAGUCCCGGGUGGACCAGCAGCAAGCCGCUCCGGGCUCCAUGACUCGCCGUCCUCGUUUGUCACCGGAGGAGUCUGUAGAAUGAAAACGGCUUAACAUAAAAAAUUUAAAAAAUAAGAAUUCAUAAAUAAAAGAGAGGAUAAAAAAAAAAGAGUCCCAAGCAAGCGCGCAAAGAUGUCGGUUCCUCUGCUGAAGAUCGGCGUCGUGCUCAGCACCAUGGCGAUGAUCACCAACUGGAUGUCGCAGACCCUCCCCUCUCUGGUGGGGCUCAACACCACCAAGCUCACGGCGGCGCAGGGAGGCUACCCGGACCGGAGCACCGGGGUGUUGCCGGCGAACCCGGAGGAAUCGUGGCAGGUGUACAGUUCGGCCCAGGACAGCGAGGGCAGGUGCGUCUGCACCGUGGUGGCUCCUCAGCAGUCCAUGUGCUCACGGGACGCCCGCACCAAACAACUGAGGCAGCUGCUGGAGAAGGUCCAGAACAUGACCCAGUCCAUCCAGGUCCUGGACCAGCGGACCCAGAGGGACCUGCAGUAUGUGGAGAAGAUGGAGGUCCAGCUCCGUGGUCUGGAGACCAAGUUCAGGCAGGUGGAGGAGAACCACAAGCAGAACAUUGCCAAGCAAUACAAGGCCAUAAAAGCGAAAAUGGAGGAGCUUAGACCGUUGAUACCAGUGUUGGAGGAGUACAAGGCCGAUGCCAAAUUGGUAUUGCAGUUUAAGGAGGAGGUCCAGAAUCUGACGUCAGUUCUAAGCGAACUUCAGGAGGAGAUGGGGGCCUAUGACUACGAGGAGCUCCACAGCAGAGUGUCAAAUCUUGAGGAGAGACUCCGAGCAUGCAUGCAAAAAUUAGCGUGUGGCAAGCUGACGGGCAUCAGCGAGCCCAUCACCAUCAAGACCUCCGGAUCCCGGUUCGGCUCCUGGAUGACGGACCCGCUGGCCCCUGAAGGAGAUACGCGGGUCUGGUACAUGGACGGCUACCACAACAACCGCUUCGUGCGCGAGUACAAGUCCAUGCAGGACUUCAUGACGUCGGACAACUUCACGUCCCACCGGCUGCCCCACCCGUGGUCGGGCACGGGUCAGGUGGUCUACAACGGCUCCAUCUACUUCAACAAGUUCCAGAGCCACGUGAUCAUCAAGUUCGACUUCCGCACCUCCUCCAUCAGCAAGUCCCGGCAGCUGGACUACGCCGGCUUCAACAACGCGUAUCACUACGCCUGGGGCGGCCACUCCGACAUCGACCUGAUGGUGGACGAGGGAGGCCUGUGGGCCGUCUACGCCACCAACCAGAACGCCGGCAACAUCGUGCUCAGCAAGCUGAACCCCAACACCCUGCAGAUCGUCAAGAGCUGGACCACCAACCACCCCAAGAGGAGUGCCGGCGAGUCUUUCAUGAUCUGCGGCACGCUGUACGUCACCAACGGAUACUCGGGAGGCACCAAGGUGUACUACGCCUACUCCACCAACUCCUCCACCUACGAGUACAUCGACAUCGCCUUCCAGAAUAAGUACUCGCACAUCUCCAUGCUGGACUACAACCCGCGUGACCGAGCCCUCUACGCCUGGAACAACGGCCACCAGGUGCUCUACAACGUCACGCUGUUCCACGUGAUCCGCUCAGAAGAACUGUAA